AAAAUGCUUGAACCGAAGAGCAAAAGUAAUUAGUUUAUCUGAGAUAUAUCACAAGAUGGCUGCCUUUAAAAACUCCCUCCUGGUUGUGGUGAUACUCCUGGCCCUACAUCUGGAGGCCUCUAAGAUCGCCUACAAGAAACCCCUCUACGGAAAAUCGAACUUUAUCAAGGACAAGCGAGUGAAAACCAAACCAAUCAAGGAAGGAACCACUACCUCCUCCACAACCACAACCACCUCCACCAGCACAUCCACUAGCACCACCGAAGAAAACUGGCCAGCUCCUGUGGAAUUUGUGAUUGUAACCACACACAAAGCUAUCCUCGAGAACACUUCCGAAUGGAAUGGUAGAAAUGGCAGUUCGACGGAACUUUUUAGUACUACUCCUGAGACAGGAUCAACUAGGAUCGAGGAAUCUGGAGAGGUGGCAGCGCCCCCCCAGGAGGAGGCCUCCAAUGAAGUUUCCAGCACAUUCCCCAUGACCACCACCACUUCGAGUAGCCUGAUCAACACGAUUCCUUCGCCACCGACUCCCGAAUCUGUCCAGGAUAAUCAGCCUGUUCCUUGCACCUGUGGCGUCUUCCUCUCCUCCCAAAUCCAAAAUGGCCUGCUCACAGCUCCUUUGAUUCACCAGGAACUGGACAGGAUGUUUCCCUGCAAUGCUAUUGGGAGGAAACAAUGCCAAACCAAGUGCUUAGAGGCAAUCGUCCAGCACUUGCCCAACUCCGCCAAUAUAGUCUGCUCCGCUUUGGGCCAUGAUUGCCACAAGGAACGGGCCUAUUUGUUCAUCAAAAACUGUCACAACCAAUGGGUUAAUACCAAUCUCCAGGCAGGCAGGGAAUACUGUUGCCGGGGAGGACUACCAUACCGUUGCCCACUGAUGGGUUAAAAAAUUGUUAAUAAAAAAUGAUACAAAAAAUUUAA
Drosophila ananassae is the source of this 921-nucleotide messenger RNA. RefSeq names its product follicle cell protein 3C-1 (gene Fcp3C). Lineage: Eukaryota; Metazoa; Arthropoda; Insecta; Diptera; Drosophilidae. The record is from RefSeq and is a predicted model, not a curated record. Bases 56 to 886 code for a protein of 276 amino acids. The transcript has 3 exons.